AUGUCUAUACCAAGAUUCCUAAAAGUAACAUAUGGACCAUAUGAUAAUUAUAUUCCAGUCAGUGAAUUAAGCAAAAAAUCAUGGAAUCAGCAAUACUUUUCCCUGGCAUUUCCCAAACCACCAAGACCAGGAAAAAAACGGAGAUCACUACCUUCCCAGUUACGAAACAAUACAGCUCCUGUAAUUGAUGAAGAAAAAUUAGGAAUUCACAGACCACCAUUAUGGAUGCACCGUUCUCUGAUGAGAAUUUCCGAGAGACCAUCCGUUUAUUUAGCUGCCAGGAAGGGUCUUCCACCGAAACCAUCUCGUUCUGGCAAGGGGGAGUCUAAAGUAGCAAGCCCACACAAAAUUUCGUCUUCAGAGAAAACAAAGAAAGAAGAGAAAGUGAAAAAAGGUGAAUCUGAAGCCAAAGAGAAGACAGUGUCAAAGAAAACCAAGGAAGAAAGUGCCAAACAAGUUGCUAAGAAAAGUUCAAAGGAAUCCCAGAAGGAUAAGGUGUCAGUCUCAGAAUCUGACAGUGUAAAGGCUGAUAAAAAGAAAGAAGCCAAAAAAGGUAAGAAGGAACCAAAGGAUAAAGGAUCAGUCUCAGAAUCCGAAGGUGAAAAGGCUAGUGAGAAGAAAGAGGCCAAAAAAGGUAAAAAGGGGACAAAGGAUAAACUGUUACUCUCAGAGUCUGAAGGUGAAAAACCUGGCGAGAAGAAAGAUGCCAAAAAAGAUAAAAAAGGGACAAAGGAAAAAGAGAAAGCAGUCUCAGAAUCUGAAAGUGAAAAGCCUGGUGGGAAGAAAGAAGCCAAAAAAGGUAAGGAGCCAAAGGGUUCCAAGGAUACACCUGCAUAUUCAGAAGCUGACAAGCCUGGUGAAAAGAAAGGAAACAAACUUACUAAAAAGCCUUCAAAGAUCAAAGAGACACCUGUAGAUUCUGAAAGUGAGAAGGGAGGUUUAAAGAAAGAGGGCAAGAAAGAAAUCAAGAAGAAGGAAAAUAAAAAGGAAAAGAAGGCAGGAGAUUCAAAGGAGGAUGCUAAGAAAGACAAAAAAGACAAGAAGAAAGACAAGAAAGACUCUGCAGGUGAUUCCCCUGUUUCAAAGAAGGAGGAAAAGAAGGCAAAGAAAGAGAAGAAGGGAAAAAAGAAAGAAAGAAAGAAAGAAAGAAAGAAAGAGAAGAACUCCAAGAACGCUUGA
This is a messenger RNA of Microtus oregoni (creeping vole), 1179 nucleotides long. RefSeq names its product cylicin 2 (gene Cylc2). Gene Ontology annotation, molecular function: structural constituent of cytoskeleton. The coding region runs from base 1 to 1179 and encodes 392 amino acids. Lineage: Eukaryota; Metazoa; Chordata; Mammalia; Rodentia; Cricetidae. The transcript has 5 exons. The record is from RefSeq and is a predicted model, not a curated record. Gene Ontology annotation, cellular component: nucleus.